CUUUAUAAAUACAAAUUCUAGUCGUCUUUGUUUCUACACAACAAUCCACCCAACUCAGUAUUAAAAAAAUGGCAUCUGUUUCAGCUCCUUUGCCGAAUUCUCUUCACCCUCGGAUAAACCAAUCCACCACCGUGCGAUCAACGCCGUUAAAAUUCACCUCGACUCGAUUUUUAACCCGCCUGAUCAAAGCCUCAACAUCAGAAACUCCUCCUGAUCUAGCCGUCGCGACCCAACCCGGAUCCGGAUCCAAAGAUCUCCCGAUCCGAAACAUCCCCGGAAGCUACGGUUUACCAAUUAUAGGACCCAUCAAAGACCGUCAUGAUUACUUCUACAACCAAAAACCAGAAGAGUUCUUCAAAUCCCGAAUCCGUAAAUACAACUCCACCGUAUUUCGUGUCAAUAUGCCUCCCGGAGGUUUCAUAGCUGAGAACCCACAAGUCGUUGCUUUACUCGACGGAAAAAGCUUUCCGAUUCUAUUCGAUGUUGAUAAAGUCGAAAAGAAAGAUCUCUUCACGGGAACUUACAUGCCUUCAACGGAGCUCACCGGAGGCUAUCGAAUCCUCUCCUACCUCGAUCCAUCGGAGCCGAAUCACUCCAAGCUCAAAUCAUUACUUUUCCAUCUACUCAAAUCCUCUCGAAACCGAAUCUUCCCAGAGUUUCGAGCUACUUACUCGGAGCUUUUCGAUUCGAUUGAGAAAGAACUCGCCGCUAAUGGAAAAGCAGAUUUCGGUGGUCCUGGAGAUGCAGCAGCGUUCGAUUUCUUGGCUCGAGCUAUGUACGGGAAGACUCCAGCUGAUACCAAACUUGGAUCCGAUGCACCGAAGUUGAUCACGAAAUGGGUCUUCUUCAAUCUACAUCCUUUGUUAACACUCGGUUUACCAAAGCUUGUUGAAGAUCCUCUUCUCCAUACUUUCCGAUUACCUUCGUCGCUAGUCAAAUCUGAUUACCGGAGACUCUAUGAGUUUUUCCUCGAAUCUUCAGGUGAGAUUCUCGUCGAGGCCGAGAAAUUGGGUAUCUCGCGAGAAGAAGCUGCUCACAAUCUACUUUUCGCCACGUGUUUUAACACGUGGGGUGGGAUGAAAAUCUUAUUCUCUAAUCUGGUUAAACGAGUCGGGCGGGCGGGUACUAAACUCCAGAUUCGAUUAGCGGAGGAGAUUAGAUCAACGAUUAAAUCAAACGACGGAGAGCUCACGAUGGGAGGUAUUGAGAAAAUGGAGCUAACGAAAUCCGUCGUUUUUGAGUGUCUCCGGUUCGAACCGCCGGUUCCGGCGCAAUACGCUCGUGCAAAGAAAGAUUUUGUGAUUGAGAGCCACGACGCGGCGUUUAAAGUGAAGGCAGGAGAAAUGCUUUACGGAUAUCAACCGUUUGCGACGAAGGAUCCGAAGAUAUUCGAUCGAGCGGAGGAGUUUGUGCCGGAGAGAUUCGUCGGGGAGGAAGGAGAGAGGCUGUUGCGGCACGUGGUGUGGUCGAAUGGGCCGGAGACGGAGAAUCCGACGGUGGGGAAUAAACAAUGCGCCGGGAAGGAUUUUGUUGUUUUGGUGGCGAGGUUGUUUUUGAUUGAGAUUUUCCGGCGAUAUGAUUCGUUUGACAUUGACGUUGGUUCGUCGCCCUUGGGAAGCUCCGUUAAAUUCACGUCGUUAAGGAAGGCUAGCUUUUAGAAGCCAUGGAUAAAUUUGUAAUUUUGUUAUGUUUGUACGUGUUAUAUAGUCAUCUAUUUUGUCUUGUAUUAUUAUUAUGUCCUUUUCUUUCAUAAUUUUAAUCAAGAGUUGUUAUAUGCCCCCAUUUGUAUAAGAUUUUUCAACUGACGACAA
Eutrema salsugineum is the source of this 1811-nucleotide messenger RNA. RefSeq names its product allene oxide synthase, chloroplastic. Bases 69 to 1658 code for a protein of 529 amino acids. Gene Ontology annotation, cellular component: chloroplast envelope; chloroplast thylakoid membrane. The transcript has a single exon. The record is from RefSeq and is a predicted model, not a curated record. NCBI's taxonomy places the organism in Eukaryota, Viridiplantae, Streptophyta, Magnoliopsida, Brassicales, Brassicaceae. Gene Ontology annotation, molecular function: monooxygenase activity; iron ion binding; oxidoreductase activity, acting on paired donors, with incorporation or reduction of molecular oxygen. Gene Ontology annotation, biological process: jasmonic acid biosynthetic process; sterol metabolic process.